AUGGCGGCGAGAGACCGUUUCGGUGUCUAUGCUGAGCCGGGGUUAUCACCACUGCAGCGGGCAAUCCGUAAUGCCUGCGACCCGCAAAACUAUGAACCCAACCUCGCCCUGAACCUGGAAGUUGCGGAUCUGAUCAACUCCAAGAAAGGCAAUGCCCCUCGCGAAUCCGCCGUCGAUAUCGUCCACCUUAUCAAUAACCGGAACCAGAAUGUCGCGCUGCUGGCGUUGGCGCUUCUAGACAUCUGUGUGAAGAACUGCGGAUACCCCUUCCACCUCCAGAUCAGUACAAAAGAAUUCCUCAAUGAAUUGGUUCGGAGAUUCCCUGAGCGACCACCUAUGCGGCCCUCGCGGGUCCAGCAUCGCAUCUUGGAGUCGAUUGAGGAAUGGCGCCAGACUAUAUGCCAAACAUCGCGCUAUAAGGAAGACUUGGGAUUUAUCAGGGAUAUGCAUCGACUGCUUCUCUACAAGGGUUACGCAUUCCCAGAGGUUCGCCGUGAAGAUGCCGCGGUCUUGAACCCGAGUGACAAUCUUCGAUCCGCCGACGAGAUGGAAGAGGAAGAGAAGGAAGCACAGUCCGCUAAGCUCCAGGAGCUUAUUCGAAGGGGAACUCCGGCGGACCUGCAAGAAGCCAAUCGGUUGAUGAAGGUCAUGGCGGGAUUCGACAACCGACAUAAAACGGACUACCGCGCGAAGGCAGCUGAAGAAGUGUCAAGAGUGCAACAGAAGGCUAAAAUUCUCGAGGAAAUGCUGCAAAGCCAGCAAUCUGGCGAUGGGCCACCUGGGGGCGAUGUAUUUGAGGUUGGUCUUGAAACAAAAACUGUGGGGAUAGGCCUGUUUACUGACUACGUUGUCUACCAGGAACUUGCCAACGCGCUUCGAAGUGCACACCCUAAGAUCCAGAAAAUGUGCGAAGAGGAAUCGGACGACCCGGAAGCAGUUCACAAGCUGCUCGAGAUCAACGACAGCAUACACCGUACUAUUGAGCGAUAUAAGUUGGUCAAGAAGGGUGACCUGGAUGCGGCGUCAAAGAUUCCCAAGGGCACUCUCGGUACCACUACUGGUGUUUCGAAGAACGCCAACAAUGAGCUCUCGCUGAUCGAUUUCGACCCUGAGCCCCUACCUGAGCCCAUUAAUGGCGACGCUGCUGGACCGUCCCAGAGCGGUGGCAGCUCGCUGGAGAAUGAUUUGCUUGGACUGUCCCUGGGAGAACAGGGCCCUGUUUCUGGUGGAGGUAUUUCUUUGGGAGGCCCUGUGGGAUUUCCUCCAAUGUCAGCUGGCCCAUCUCCUCAGGCCGCAUCGCCAACACCUCCCCCACAGGCACCUGCCGGAUUCAAGCCUAACUAUGAUAUUCUUGCAUCCUUGAACUCGUCACGGCCUGCUUCCCAGUCUUCUACGCCGGCCCCGGGGCCAUCACCGCAGGUUCGACAGACAGCCACCCCACCCCAAGCUGCCGAUCCCUUUGCAUCGUUGAUGUCUGCUAGUCCUCGCCCGACCAGUAGUGCAUUCCAACCGCCUGUCCAAAGCCAGUCCCCUGCAUCGUCAUCCUUGCUAGACCUGGCCGGUGGUACAACAUCACCUCCGCAGGCACCAGCGCCCGCCGCUGAGGAUGAUGAAUGGAACUUUGCAUCCUCGCUACCCCCAAGCAGUGCCCUACCCACCAAGAACCAAGUACAAGUGCUGAGCACCCAACUUCGUGUUGACUUCCUCGUCCAGCGAGUGCCGGCCCACCCUCGCCAGAUCUUCGUGAAGGCCCUCUUCUCCAACCCUAACAGUCAGCCGAUUGGAGAUCUUCAUUUCCAGGUUGCCGUGGAAAAGGCCUAUACCCUUCACCUCAAGCCCCAGACUGGCCGAGACAUUGCGCCACAGCAGCAGCAAGGUGUAUCACAGGAGCUGGUUUUGGACGGAGUUGAUUCGGGCAAGGGUAACUCGGUGAAAAUCCGGUUCAAGGUCGCCUACAAGGUUGGGGGUGAGGCUCGGGAGGAACAGGGGAUGGUACCGGCCCUUGGCGUGAACUAG
Molecule: messenger RNA, 2016 nt
Organism: Penicillium waksmanii
Lineage: Eukaryota; Fungi; Ascomycota; Eurotiomycetes; Eurotiales; Aspergillaceae
Product: VHS domain protein
Exons: 7
Coding region: 1-2016 (671 amino acids)
Biological process (GO): Golgi to vacuole transport; Golgi to endosome transport; protein transport to vacuole involved in ubiquitin-dependent protein catabolic process via the multivesicular body sorting pathway
Cellular component (GO): trans-Golgi network
Molecular function (GO): ubiquitin binding; phosphatidylinositol binding
Source: RefSeq, a predicted model, not a curated record